AUGGGUGUACAACUCAAAGGAAAUGGCCAUGGGGAGGCGCCCAUGAAUCCUACGAUUGCGGUCCCUCUAUUCGUUGUCGGUGGACUUCUCGCCAUCUUGUUCGCCUGGAAAAGCGCUAUUCGCCUUCGACACCGUCAACGCUCUAAAGAGGCACGGACAGGAAUCGACCAAACACAGCUGUCACGGACAAAUAGCUUUAACGCGGCCCUAAAGAAGCACUUCCUAUAUGCUCCGCUAUGGGGUAAUCGCCAUAGUCGCGAGUUCCGCUUCCUCAGACUCCACAUGGGAUCGCUUCCACUGCGGCUAGAAGUGAUCUGCCUUUUAGCGUACCUCGGCUUGAACAUCAUCUUCAUCAUUGUGACAGUUGAUUGGUGGAUUAGUGAUUACUCCAAGAAGAUGUUCCAGCUCAAGUACUCUGCAGGCCACCUGGCUGUCAUGAAUACACCAGGUUUGGUCUUGAGUGCUGGGCGGAACAACCCACUGAUCCAGCUGCUUGGCAUCUCCUUUGAUAGCUUCAACUACAUGCAUCGCUGGGUGGGACGUGUGAUUGCCGCCAAUGCGGUGAUUCACAUGAGUGCAGUGUUGGCCAACCAGGCUUACAUGCACGGCACGGAAUAUGUUCUCUAUAUCAUCUGGCAACAGCGCCUCUACAUCUGUGGCCUUGUGGCUAUUCUCGGCUUCCUUUUCAUUGUUGUUCAAUCACUAUCGCCGGUCCGACAUUCCUUCUACGAACUAUUCCUUCACCUUCAUAUUGCUUUGGCAGUGAUGUCCUUCGUCGCUCUGUGGUAUCACCUUCAGAACCUAUUGCAACAGCAAGUGCUCUUGGGUACUUUGAUUCUAUGGGGUCUCGAUCGCGCAGGUCGACUUGGUAUCCUCCUCUGGAGAAACAUUGGUAGACAACCCACUACUGCCACUAUUGAAGCUUUGCCUGGGUCUGUCGCCCGUGUUGAUGUCGCUGUCUCUCGAGCCUGGCGCUUCCGCCCUGGUCAGUACAUGUAUCUAUACAUGCCGUGCUUGGGCUUGUGGACAUCACAUCCCUUCACUGUGGCAUGGACAUCUACUGGCUCGGAUUCUUUGAAUUUGGGCGAGAAGCGCAGCUCAAGUGACUCCUUGAAGGCUCUCAUUGGAGGGUCGGAGACUACUACCAUGUCUGUUCUGAUCAAGGGACAGGAUGGAUUUACGAAGAGACUUCUUCAAAAAGCGGAGGAAUCCGCCGAGGGACGGAUCAAAGCUCUGGCUUUGGCAGAGGGACCAUUUGGUGGUAUCCAUUCUCUCAACUCAUACGGCACUCUGCUUUUAAUCGCUGGCGGCAUUGGCAUUACCCACCCAAUGUCGUACCUGAACGAGGUCGUUGGCACCUUUGCCGAGCAGAAAACAGCUACUCGCAAAGUGCAUCUGGUUUGGAUCGUUCGUAGUUUAGACCACCUCACAUGGAUCCAAACAUUCAUGGAAGAGAUCCUUGGCCACGACUCUCUAUCAAGUCCAAUUAACCAGAACGGCCACUCAUACUUCCAAUUUCCCAAGCUUCUAUUAUCUAUCAGUCUCCACAUCACAGCACACAAAGAUACAGUGGAAGAAUAUAUCCCCACACCAUCGACACCAUGGACGCAAUCCGCUCCGCCAAGCGUCCCAGUCAGCAUUCACCAUGGCAAACCUUGUAUCCAAUCUGUCUUAGAAAAGGAAAAGGCAGAGCAAAUAGGUGCCAUGGCGGUUAGCGUCUGCGGCCCUGGUGGCCUCGGCGAUAGUGUGCGUGAAGCUGUGCGGAAUGUUCAAGGCGAGAAAACGGUUGAUCUGUUCGAAGAAACUUUCUCGUGGUAG
This is a messenger RNA of Penicillium antarcticum, 1818 nucleotides long. RefSeq names its product ferric reductase family protein. The transcript is spliced from 5 exons. Gene Ontology annotation, molecular function: ferric-chelate reductase activity. Gene Ontology annotation, biological process: iron ion transport; copper ion import; intracellular iron ion homeostasis. Lineage: Eukaryota; Fungi; Ascomycota; Eurotiomycetes; Eurotiales; Aspergillaceae. The record is from RefSeq and is a predicted model, not a curated record. Bases 1 to 1818 code for a protein of 605 amino acids. Gene Ontology annotation, cellular component: plasma membrane.